GAAGGCAUAUUGGAGUAACAUUGUUGAGAGGGCAAGAUGGCGAAAUUCAGUACACUUUUGCUUUUACCUUUGAUCGCUUUAACAAAUGCUGGACCCACGGCAAGAAUCAUAAACGGAAAGAUAGCGAAACCAGGUGAAAUUCCUUACCAGGUAUCGCUGCAAGUAGCAAAAAUUAUGUUUCACUUCUGUGGCGGAUCUAUUCUCAACGAACAUUACGUUAUAACUGCUGCUCAUUGUGUCACAGCGCUACCGGUGGAAUUAGUGGUAGUUGUUGCUGGUGUAGUUGAUCUACAAAUGCCAACUUCGAAACAUCAGAUCGAGACCGCUUAUGUUCAUGAAAAUUAUAAUGCUACAGAUGCCUAUGCGAACGACAUUGCUCUACUCAAGGUGAAAGAACCUUUCGUCAAGUCUAUUUUAGUAUCUUUCGUGCCCAUGCCCUCCCCCGGAGAAAUCGCCAAAACUAACGAUCCAGCUAUAGUUUCUGGAUUUGGUACACUCACGUACGAAGGAGAAAUGACAAAGCUUUUGCACUGGGUGGAUAUCAAAGUAGCUGACCAAAAUUACUGCAACCAAAUGUAUAAGAACGUUAUUCACAACACACAGCUCUGUGCGUACGAUAAUACCACUGUGAAAGGACAUUGCGAUGGUGAUUCCGGUGGUCCUUUAACGGUGAAUGGAAAACUUCAUGGAAUCGUCUCUUGGUCAAUGAAUUGCGCGAAUGUCGUAUAUCCAUCGGUGUACACGCGAGUUAGCUCGUAUCUUAAUUGGAUAAAUGAACACGCAGUAUAAUAGAUUCGCAAUUUUUUAAACAACGCACGAUAUUCCGAUCGGUCAAUUCAUACUCUCCCUUUAGUUAGAUCGUUUUUGAACAAAAAUGUUCCGUUCGGAACACACUAAAGGAUUACGCGGAAUCUUCGUUAGUAUAAACUAUAGCACGAACGUAAAGAAGGCCAUUUUUUAGUUGAAAUCUUAAAUUUUUAAAGAAGUUUUCAAUUCUAAUUUAUUCGCACUCAAUAACCUGAGACGUGUUAUAAACUCGGAAUUUCUGAACGAUUAUUGGAAAACACAUGUAAUGGUGCAAGUUGCCAAAGUCUAUGACCUGGAGGAAUACCGCGACCUUUCCAGAAAGGUGAAUACCCGUGUAAGUUCAGAUAACGCUGAACCCGUAUCAGAAGAAGGCACAUCAUUGGCGUAUGGAAGGGAGCGAGUGAUAUUCAGAUCAAAGAUCAACUAUCGCUUAGCAAGUAUCAACUCGCAAUUCUGUUACAGAUACCAAAAUCCUUGUAAAAUUGUUAAGGUUUACCUGUAUCAGAUAUAGAGUAUAUUCGUUUUAAAUGUA
This is a messenger RNA of Bombus pascuorum, 1339 nucleotides long. Its product is annotated as chymotrypsin-2-like. Lineage: Eukaryota; Metazoa; Arthropoda; Insecta; Hymenoptera; Apidae. Gene Ontology annotation, biological process: proteolysis. The record is from RefSeq and is a predicted model, not a curated record. The transcript is spliced from 7 exons. Gene Ontology annotation, molecular function: serine-type endopeptidase activity. Bases 37 to 789 code for a protein of 250 amino acids.